Molecule: messenger RNA, 2244 nt
Organism: Punica granatum (pomegranate)
Lineage: Eukaryota; Viridiplantae; Streptophyta; Magnoliopsida; Myrtales; Lythraceae
Source: RefSeq, a predicted model, not a curated record
UGCACCCACACUCUUCUCCGCUUCUCCUUCCUCUUCCAAACCCUCUCUGCUUACUCUGCUCCCAUUUCUCUGGAGCGUCGUCAAUGGCUUCUCUGAAACGCGAAAUUCCCGACGAUCGCAAAGUUGAGCCGGAGCUCAACAAGACCAGGACGGCUGGAGAUGUCCCGGAGCCAGCAGCGAAGCAGCGCGUGGCGCUCAACCCCGCAGACUGCAGCUUAGAUUUCAACAUCGAUGGUAGUGGUCUUCAAGGAUCAGGCUUCCAUGAGGGCGCUUUUGCUUACUGCUGGUCUGGGGCCCGUGCGACCGUCGGAAUCUCUGGAGGAAAGUAUUGCUUUGGUUGCAAGAUUGUUUCAGUGCAGCCAGUUGACAUGUGUGACACUCCUUCCGAAGAUCAGCAUCUUUGCUCGAUUGGUGUCUCUAGAGUGGAGGAACCUGUAGAGAACCUCGGAGAAACCCAACAGAGCUUUGGUUUCGGGAGCACAGGAAAAUUCUUAACCGCUGGAAAAUUUUCGGAUUAUGGUGAAAAGUUCGGGGUUGGUGAUACAAUUGUCUGUGCUGUCGACAUUGAGAGUGUUGGAAAAUACUCAGAUUAUGCUAUCAUUGGUUUCUCUAAGAAUGGCCAGUGGUUGGGAACUGCAACGGUAUUUUAUGUUAGUCCAAUGCUCAGGAUGAACGACGCUUCAGUGAGAAAGCAUCAGUGGAAAUUGGCCCUAUUUCCACAUGUUCUGCUGAAAAAUGUUGUGGUUGAGCUGCAAUUCAGUCUCGAAGAUGGGCUUGUUCCUGAGGGAGGUUUUAAGCCUUGGGAUUUCGCAAUUGAGAAAGGAAAUGCAGUAAGAGGUCCUGUUCUUACUAGUGUGAGUGAAUGUGAAGUGAUCAUGAUGGUGGGCUUACCUGCUUCUGGGAAGACUACUUGGGCUGAGAAAUGGAUCCGGGACCACCCUGAGAAGCGUUACGUUUUGCUUGGACUGAAUCUCAUCCGAGGCCAGAUGAAGAUGCCACGGCUAAUACGUAAGCAAAAUGAUCGGGAUUUGUUUGAUCGUCUAAUGGACAAGGAACCUGCCAUCUUCUACUCCCUUUUACUCAGGGCAGCAAACACUCCUCGCAAUUUCAUAAUUGAUCAGACGAAUUUACACAAGAGCGGGCGCCAACGUAAACUGAAGCUGUUUGCUUUGUUUAAAAAGAUUGCUGCAGUGGUAUUUCCUGGACCAGCAGAACUGAAGUUCCGGUCACAUAAGAGACUUCGAGAAACAGGACUGGAAGUACCUGCUCAUGCAGUGAAUUCGAUGAUGGCUAGUUUUGUUUUGCCUAUGAGCAAGGAUAUGCCUGGUUCGGAUGAGAAUUUUGACCAGAUCAUAUUUACAGAGCUCAAUAGAGUGGAGUCUCAAUGGCAUUUGCUAAAGAUGAAGGAAGCACUAGCCUUGAUGCCAAAUUCGAGUAUAAACAACGAUAUGUCGCCCUCUUCUUGGGAAACAUCAUCACAUCCUUCCGUGCAUGAUGGGACAGCUUCAUCCAGUAGCUUGACAUUGGGCCCUCAGCAAUCUCCUCUUCCCAGAGCUCCUCGUGGAAACACCAUUAUUGCUCCCACAGUUAUGUACAAUCCUGCCCAGGCUCAGCGACCUUUCUAUAGAAGUGCGGCACCCUCCCUGCCUAACCGUCCACGAGGAUGGGCUCCGCCGACUUAUCCAUACCCAAGGUAAAACUAAGCUGGGAGUGCCUUACAUCUGGUGAGCGAAUUGUUCUCUAUUCCAGUCCCAUCCGGACCAUUCAUGCGGAAAAGGCUGAUAUUUUGUUUUCACAAACCAUCGAGAUCAUUGAGAGUGGGUUCUUCAGGAAAUCAACGGAGGCAAGUCUUUGAUUCCGGAAAUCGUUAGGACAUAUCAUCAUCCAUUCUAUACAUAUGUUUUGUUCUAGGCUUCUUUCCAAACCCUUAUUCUAGGAUCAUACUCUGGUGUAUAUAGGUAUAGGCGAGACUGAUACUUCAUAGAUGGACAAGCUUGUUCCUCGUCGAAUCUUGUAGGAUGCCGAUCAUCUUGCAGCGGCGGCCUUACAGAACAAGGUUCAUCGGCAUCAGUCCACCGUGAGAAAUUCGGCAUCUUCUGAUUCGAAAGAUGCAGACCUCACUUCAGAUGCAUUCAUGCUUCUACCUUUAGCUUAAUAGAUUCCGCAAAGAUUAUUGACUUGUUAGAGACAAAAUCUUUAGCGCACUGAAUUUGAACGCUCACCGUCAAUCUGCUCCAGGAACUC